This is a messenger RNA of Cannabis sativa, 1288 nucleotides long. Its product is annotated as ycf20-like protein. The transcript is spliced from 4 exons. The record is from RefSeq and is a predicted model, not a curated record. Lineage: Eukaryota; Viridiplantae; Streptophyta; Magnoliopsida; Rosales; Cannabaceae. Bases 417 to 1040 code for a protein of 207 amino acids.
GGAGGUGUAGAAUUUCCUUUUUGAAAAAAAAAAAUAAAUAAAUAGACUACAAAAUAAAACACAAAAAAAAUUAAGAACAAAAGGAACCUAAACCCCAAAUCUCUUUCGUUCUCGUGUUUGUGUGUGCCUGUCGGUUUCUUCUGCCUGCUCAGACAGAAGUGAACCACAAACUGGGAGAUUCCGGCACGGCACCAGAACUCCGGCGCGACUUCCUCUGCCUGCGCGGCGCGAGGUCCGUCACGGCCAAAGCUCAGAGAGAGAGAGAGAGACGCCAGGCUUCCUCCGAGACGCGGGCCUUCCUCUGGUGACGGGCAGGCACGACUAGUUUUCUCAGAAAGUAGAGCAUACUCCAAGAGAAGAAUAGCGAAAGGGAUGUUUAAGACUUUUUAGUAAAGAUAUAUAUAUAUAUAUAGUUCAUGGCCUGUCGUAUGGGAAGUAUAAUGCAUCAUGCGGGGUAUUUGAUGAUGGAGAAUGAAGUUUCUGAAAGUUCCUGCAUUACUGCUGCAAGUUGCAACUUGUGUAGCUGGUGUUAUGAGCCAAGUUUCGGUGCACAAAAUAAAAGGAUUGACUUAAUGGCUGCACCUUUUCUCCAAAGGAGCGUUUGGAGAAAAAGAGGGUGGAAAGUUUCCUUUGCUUUAGACACUGGUGGGGUCUCCGAAAAUGGUGACCAAGAGGGCGUCAACGGUGACAGUUCCAAUCUUGGUCGAACUCGUUUGGGUAGGAUAGUGAGUGCAGGUGGCAGACAGCUAUUGACGAAGCUGAACUCUGCUAGAAAGAACCUUCCCAUGAAGAUAUUUCUGGUUCUGUUGGGUUUCUACACAGCUAAUGCACUUGCUACAAUUCUUGGUCAGACGGGGGAUUGGGAUGUUCUAGUUGCCGGCAUCGUGGUAGCUGCCAUUGAAGGUAUUGGUAUGCUUAUGUAUAGAAAGCUACCUUCUCUUUCAAAGGGAAGGUUGCAGUCUUUUGUUGUGAUGGUGAACUACUGGAAAGCUGGUGUUUGUUUAGGACUUUUUGUGGAUGCUUUCAAACUAGGUAGCUAGUCUAGAUUAUGCUUUUUCUUCACCUGUUUUUUUAGUUCCUAAGCUGUUCGAGGGUGUGAAUACUCCCAUUUAGCAAAUAAGUAUUUGAUUUUUAACCAUUCCAUUGUUUUGAUUUUGAAAAGAUGUAGCGUGAUUCUUCAUUGUAUGCCUUGGUAAAAUGUCUCCAAAUAUUGGCAAGCAACUCAAGUGUAGAGGAUAAAUGACCAGUUUGGUCAAAAUCUAUAUAUCUUUCAUUUUGAUCCGUAAAA